Molecule: messenger RNA, 2414 nt
Organism: Setaria italica (foxtail millet)
Lineage: Eukaryota; Viridiplantae; Streptophyta; Magnoliopsida; Poales; Poaceae
Product: scarecrow-like protein 9
Exons: 1
Coding region: 184-2049 (621 amino acids)
Biological process (GO): regulation of DNA-templated transcription
Cellular component (GO): nucleus
Molecular function (GO): sequence-specific DNA binding; DNA-binding transcription factor activity
Source: RefSeq, a predicted model, not a curated record
CUACUAGCCAUUGCCCUUGGUGUGCACCAAGCAACAUUGGGAUCAUCGCCGGCACUCCUAAUAACCACCAGGUUGUUGAAAACAUCUAGCGCACCACCGUACCCAUUUACGAUGUGCGACAUCCUCAUGAUAACCAGAAGCUUCUAAGCCCAUGCCAUAGCAUUCCCGUAGCUGUUUAUCACCAUGGCUACUACCCCGGAGGAAUUCUUUGCUGAGGGUCUCAUGGAGCCUUCACCACCAUCCCCAUCUGUCUUCCUCGACCUUAACCCGAUGCCUGAUUCCAAUACUGCUGAUAAGGGCCAGCUCUCCCAUGAUGACCUGCUGCUCCCUAACAUCUCGUGCAUGCACAUGGAGGAUGACAUUGAUGGUAAGCUCUUGUGCCAAUACUCUGAUCACCCUGCCCUACUCCAGGCGCAGCAGCCCUUCGACCGGAUCCUCUCCUCCCCUCCCAUCAGUGCCAAAAAUGAUGAUGCAGCCAACAAGGGCAACAUGGAUCAGGCCGAUGAUUUGUUGCUGGUUAGUAGUGGCGAUAAAAGCACUCUCAGCUUGGCCUUCUCCGACGGUGAGUAUGUGGUGGGGGAAUUCUUGAAGGGCAUGGAAGAUGCUAACAGGUUCUUGCCAAGUGACAACAGCUUUAUAAAGGGCCAUCAAAUGAAUCAAAUGUUCAUCAGAAGCAAACGUAAGCAUCUGGAGGAGGAGGUAGGCAGGACCAGCAAGAUUAUGAUGACGACGACGGAGGUGCCAGAAGAGACUGGCAUCCAUGAGAUGCUUGAUGAUAUGAUGACAGGUGGAGACGAGGCAUUGAUCAGGGAUAUGGAGAAGUUGCGUACUGCCAUGUCCAAUAAGGAGGAGAAGAAGAAGAGGAGAAAGGGUUCUAGCAAGGUUACGAGGGAUAUGGUGGAUCUAAGCACUCUGUUGAUCCGUUGCGCGCAGGCAGUGGACAGAAGCAAUUAUUUGAUUGGGGGUGAGCUGCUGAAUCAGAUCAAACAGCAUGCUUCAACAACAGGUGAUGCCAUGCAACGGCUAGCUCAAUGCUUCUCCAAGGGGCUGCAGGCGCGGUUAAUGGGAACAGGAAAGCAGCUUCGGAAUUUGCUAAUAGCAGAUCGUCCUUCGGCCAUGGAGUUCCUCAAGGCUUACAAUCUUUACAUGUCAGCCUGCUACUUCAACAAGGUGGCACACAUUUUUUCCGCACUGACCAUUGCGCAAGUCAUGAAGGGAAAGAGCAGGCUGCACAUUGUAGGCUAUGGUAUCCAUGGCGCAUUCCAGUGGGCAGGUUUGAUCCGCUGGCUGGCGAAGAGGGAAGGUGGACCGCCACUAGGGAUGAAGAUCACCACCAUCUGCUGUUCCCACCCUGAGUCUUUUCCAGUUCAGUGGAUUGAGGAGCAAGGGUAUCGGCUCAGCAAGUAUGCUAGUGAGCUUGGUUUGCCAUUUGUGUUUGAAGUCGUCACAGCAGAGCGGGAGAAAGUUUGCAUCCAGAACUUGAACGUAGAUGCAGAUGAGGUGCUUGUCGUGAGUGACCUCUUUAAUCUCAGCACCUUAAAGGACGAGAGCAUAUUCUUUGAUAGCCCAAACCCUAGGGAUACUGUCCUCAGUAAUAUCAAGAAAAUGCGGCCAAAUGUUUUUAUCCAGAGCGUUUUGAAUUGCUCAAAUGGCUCCUGCUUCUUGUCACGUUUCCGGCAAAAGCUGUUCUAUUACUCGGCACUAUUUGAUAUGUUGGAUGCAAUUGUCCCACGGGAGAGUGAACCACGAUCGGUGCUGGAGCAGGAGUUGCUUGGGCGUUAUGUACUGAAUGCCAUCGCCUGUGAGGGUAUUGACCUUGCGCAACACCCUGAGAAGUAUAGGCAGUGGCAAUCGAGAAACCAACGGGCAGGCCUGAGGCAGCUGCCACUAAGACCAGUCGUUGUGAAUGUACUUAAGGACAAGGUCAAGAAGCACCACCACAAGGAUUUGUUGCUCAGUGAGGAAGGCCAGUGGCUGCUGCAAGGAUGGAAGGGGCGCGUCCUGUUUGCCCACUCAACAUGGGUAGUAGAAGACGGAUCUUCUGAAUGAAGCUUUAGUUCCUUGCUGCUGAGUGAUAACAUAAACUUCUGCAACUCCCUGAGAAGCAUUUGGCCGUGCUGAAAAGCAUUUGUUGAGCUGUUUAGUCAUUCGGUGCGGGUUAGCGGCUGCUGAAAAGCAUUUUAUGUGAUGUCCAAGUUAUAUCUGGUAUUGAGGACUUGCUAUAGACAACUGCCAGCACCUCUGUCCAUGUGUUUUGAACUUUUGAUCAAGUAGACGAGGAGGAAGACGGAUUGUUCAAUACAGCAGUACAUCUAGUGCCACAGUAUCAUAUUCUUGAUGCAGUAGGUAGCAUUCUUGUUGUAUCUGCUAUUCAGUAUCGAUGCGCACACAUUUGUUUCUUGAAGCUGUGCAUG